CGAUCCGUAGUGGAACUGGCCCGAAUGUGCUGAUUAGCCCCAGAAGCUAGCAGUGAAAAGACAAAUACUAGUUUACAAUGGAUAAAGAUGACCUGGAUGAGCUUUUGGAUGAAGUGGAAAGAAAGUUCUGCGGUAAAGUUUCUGCUGCGUGUUCCGAUGAAAAGCACAACAAACGGGAAAAUAAGCUAGGAGAACGGAGUGCUGCAACAUGUGAAGAACCAAAAAGCAGCAUCUCUGAGGACAUUGAUGCCCUUCUGGAGGAAUUGCUGGAGGACGAUUACAGCAGUUCUCCUCCGUCAAAGAAAAGGACCUUUUAUAACAUCAUGUGCUGUCCUGUUUUCAUCGGCGGGAGCUCAGUCACAAACGGUGUUGGAACAGCCACAUCCAAAAGGUCAUGUGACCAGCUGAGGUGCAUCUCUUGUGACUUCCGGGUGCUGAUGUUUGAUGAUUCUGAAUGGGACGCUUCCUGUGAUUACCUGUUUCUAAGGAACAACAUGCCGGAUCGCCACAAACUCCGAGCCAAGCUGAAGAAGAGGAAAGGUUUACGGGCCUACGCUUGCCAGUGCAACUGGUUCUCCUCCUCAGAGGCGAUGGACCUCAGAGACCAGCCCCAGCUCAGAUGGGUCUGUGGCAAACACAAGGACUGAUGCUCAGACCUCACAGCUGGAACCUGCACCAGUGCACCGCUCGCACAGCACGGACCACAGGACCAACGAUCAUUCCCUCAGACAUUUUCAUAAACAUUCCUGUGAAUCAUUUCACUUGUCUUGACUUGUGUUUCAGUUAAACAAAUACACACCUGAAACAAUCAAAAACCUUUUGUAGAAGGGUUUAAAAUCUUUAGUGUCUGUGCGCCGAUAUUCAGCCAACAUCACUGAUUCUCUUUUACAUUCCUCAUAUUCUCUGAUAAGCUCCCUAAUCAGGGUCAUUAGGGCUUUUAACAGCAUAUGAUUCCUAAAAGAGGCAAUGAGUGUGAGAUUUUAAUAUCUGAUUAAUUUAUGAUUCUCUGAUAUGUUACAGAAACAUCAAUAGAUCUGUUUCCAUCCUGUUGGUUGUUUAACUGUUUAUUUAUUUGAAGCAGGUAAACAUCACAAGGAUUUUUUUACUUUGGGAUUUUCAGUAUUAAUAAACUAAUUCUCUUCAUCGCACUACAUCACCGUGGUAACCCUUCCUUGAAACGCUAGAUCACUAGCAUUUGGGAUAAAACCAAUAUAAAUAGUCCCUCAUAAUAAAGUGAAAAUACAACUACUGUUUGAAAAAAUCCUAAUCAGAAAAAAUGUGUUUAA
Molecule: messenger RNA, 1286 nt
Organism: Cyprinodon variegatus (sheepshead minnow)
Lineage: Eukaryota; Metazoa; Chordata; Actinopteri; Cyprinodontiformes; Cyprinodontidae
Gene: cfap418
Product: chromosome unknown open reading frame, human C8orf37
Exons: 6
Coding region: 78-647 (189 amino acids)
Cellular component (GO): cytosol
Source: RefSeq, a predicted model, not a curated record